Molecule: messenger RNA, 588 nt
Organism: Guyanagaster necrorhizus
Lineage: Eukaryota; Fungi; Basidiomycota; Agaricomycetes; Agaricales; Physalacriaceae
Product: acyl-CoA N-acyltransferase
Exons: 6
Coding region: 1-474 (157 amino acids)
Biological process (GO): N-terminal protein amino acid acetylation
Cellular component (GO): NatA complex
Molecular function (GO): protein-N-terminal-glutamate acetyltransferase activity; protein N-terminal-serine acetyltransferase activity
Source: RefSeq, a predicted model, not a curated record
AUGAACAUCCGUCUAGCAAGGAUUGAUGACCUCAGCGGCAUGCAAGCAGCCAACCUCAUCAACCUCCCGGAAAACUACGUUAUGAAAUUCUGGAUGUAUCAUCUCUUGACGUGGCCACAGAUAUCAUUCGUCGCGGAGAAUGGAGAGGGAAAGAUUGUCGGAUAUGUACUGGCGAAAAUUGACGACGAGACCACGGAUGCGAACUCAGCCGAGGUGCAUGGGCACGUCAAUUCGAUAUCAGUGCUACGGUCGUAUAGGCGACUAGGGUUAGCGCGACGGCUGAUGAUGUUAUCGCAGGAAGCAAUGUUGACUGUGUACAAUGCAUCAUACGUCUCAUUACAUGUUCGGAAAUCCAACAAGGCCGCUAUUGGACUGUAUAAAGACACAUUAGGAUUCUCAGUGGCGGACAUAGAAAAGAAAUAUUAUGGCGAUGGUGAGGAUGCUUUAUCCAUGAAGCUCUACCUGAAGCGGUAGUGUGGCCUAUUCUUAGUAAAACAAGCAAUAUAUAGAAUGUACAAAAACUGUAUUUUUUCGGCCACGGUGGAGUACAUGGUAAGUAAAAUGACAUUAGGUUUGAAACCUGGCGAA